AAACAAGACAAAAAUAAUAAAUAAGAAAGUCAGCGUAAUGAUGAGAUGAGGAGCAUGAAAGUUUGACCUCACAUUGAUUUCAAUCUUUAACAUGACCUUACUCAAUAUAAAAUAUAAAAAAUCAAGGUUGUAUAUGUUUACAGAAUGUCUAUUUCUUUAUAAAAGAUGAUUUUAUGUAGAAAUUUGUAAAUCACAAGAAAUGACUUUGAGAGCUGGGUUGACUGUAGUGUUUUUAGUAAAUAAAUGGUUUUACAAAUGAUAAAUAAUACGCCAAUGUUAAACCAUGGCUAUAAUAAACAACAAUAGAACAAAAUAAAAUAAAUAAAUAAACUACAGUAAAACUAUGGUUACUUUUCUUAAGUGAAAUAUGAAUCACAUGGCAGUGAACCACCACCAGAGGACGCCAGUACACCAUUCAUAACCACAAGCUGUCAUAAAAUAAGAUAUUAGAGCUGUGAAUUGUAAAUGUAUAUCUGCUCAUAAAAACAAACAUACGGCUUAGAUAUACACAACAUUUAUGUCAAGUUAAUAAUUUCAUCAAACUUUUUUGAAAUUCUUAGGAAUUUUGAUGCGCGGACUAAACCACGCCCACUGAGACCCCACCCACGUAUAAAGUGAUGGAGCGCUCGAGCUCGAUAGUUUUAUUUGACUACUAGUGGUGAUGAAGAAGAAGAAGAUGAAGAAUGUGGUCUGUCUGACAACAAAAGUGUGAUUGAUUGAUUGAUUGACAGAUGAUCCAGGAUGCGCGGGAGCGCGUACGCGCCUGUGACCGCUGCUGUGCUGCUGCUCGUGACUUCAUCAACUCUGUUCUUCGUUUUUACGUGUCCAUGGCUCGCUCAGCACGUGUCUCUUACUCUUCCUUCAUGUGUUGGCGUCCUCUUCCUCUUUGUCAUGGCAAACUUCAUACGGGCAGCGUUUAUGGAUGCCGGUGUGUUCCCGAGGGCUGAUGAAGAUGAAGAUAAAGAUGAUGAUUUCUGUGCACCGCUCUAUAAGAAUGUGGAGGUGAGAGGAGUUCAGGUGCGCAUGAAGUGGUGUCCCACCUGUCACUUCUACAGACCACCGAGAUGUUCACACUGCAGUGUUUGUGAUCACUGUGUGGAGGACUUUGAUCAUCACUGUCCAUGGGUGAACAACUGCAUCGGCAGACGAAACUAUCGCUUCUUUCUGCUCUUUCUUCUCUCUCUGAGUCUUCACAUGGUGGCUGUUUUUUCUGGUGGUCUCCUUUAUGUCCUGGAUCAUCUGGAGAACCUGUGGCAGUUACACGCUGCUGUAGCUCUGUCAGUGGUGAGCGUGUCGGGUUUUUUCUUCAUUCCUGUCGCGGGUCUGACGUGUUUUCAUCUUGUGCUGGUGGUAAAAGGUCGCACCACCAAUGAACAGGUUACUGGGAAGUUUCACGGUGGAGUCAAUCCGUUUACACGCGGCUGCUUCGGCAAUGUGAAGUUUGUUCUUUUCAGCCCCAUAACACCGACAUACGCUGGAAAACUUUGGGAUAAAUUUCCUGUUCACAUUCCGCCUCCAUUGUCUCAUUGUGAUUCUCAUCAGGUCGCUGUAAAGACUAAAGACAACAACAUCCAGAAACAAAUACUACCGACUGAUGAAGAUGAAGUUAUUAUUGAUCCUGAUGUCAGUCCGCCUCCACUUCCACCUAAACCAGAUCCACUCGUGAUGAAGAAACACUUGGCAGCGCUGGAAGAGAGUCUGCUUCGGUCGAGGGCUAAACAUCAAACCUCUCAAUCAUCCAGCGCUGGCUUUUAUCAGAUUCCCAGACAUGAGAUUGGGAAAAAGGAUUCGGUUUGUGAAUCCAGUCUGCUGCCGUCUGAAGAUCAGAAGAUGAUUUCUAUCCAGCGUCUGCAGUCUCCAACACUGAAUCUGAACUCAAUGAACGAACACUCGCUCAGUCUCCGUGUAGACAGAGUCCAGCUGCGCAGUCAGCAGACAGAAACUCUCAGUAAUCGGGCCGGUAGUCUCUCCUACGACAGUCUGAUCCGUCCGGCUGAAGUCACCCAGCGAAGGCUGCUUCAUGUGGGUAACCAGACGCCUUUACUUCCUCUGGAUCCAAAUCCAUCCAGGGCUCCUGAUGACAUGAGGCGAACGCCAGCGCGCGCCUGCAGCCCGGUGUUUAUGAACAUAAGUCGACAUUCUCCGUCACCCGUUCACUACGAUAGCCUCCCUAAACCAGCGAUGAGCUCCAUCCAGGAGCACCGUGAGCCCGAUGACAAAUCCAAAUCCAAACCUUCUGUCGUUCUCGGAUCGGACGCCGGCGUCUAUGACACUCCCAGCAGACGCAGCCUGCAGUAUGAUUUUCGAGGGUCAUCUCGUGGCCCCACACCGCCUGCGUACGGUUCACGGGAGUUUCUCCUGAGCAGCGCCGCGUACGGUUACGUCAGCAGAUCUCAUCUCUCUUCAUCCGCCUCGCUCGGUCCGCGGACCUCCGGCUCACCGAUGCAUUUUAACGCAGCGCUUCAGGGUCGAUCUCUCUCGCCGUCUUUCUAUCAUUCACUGGACCGUCAAUCCCAAAUCUCUUCAUCCACAUUACCUGCUGCUCUUCAGAUCCCUCAAAACACUUUGACAUUCAACACUACCUGUGAGAGAAAAGACAUCAACCCAAACUGAGCGGUUUAAAACUUUACAAGAAUAUUUCUAGUUUUCAGUUCAUGGUUAAGUUUCAUUUCAAUCGAAGUCAUUUUUGUACGUUUUAUUGUAGUAAUUAUGUAGAAAUGUGUGCGUUUGCUGGUAAAACAUUGUAAGAAACUUGUUGUGGUAUUCCCUUCAUUAAUUCUUUGUCUAUUUGUAUGUAGAUUUGUAUUUUUAUUUAAAGGUGCAGUGUGUAAAUUUUAGUGGCAUCUAGUGGUGAGGUUGCAAAUUGCAACCAAAGGCUCAGUCCACUGCUCAAACACAUAGAAAAGCUACGGAUCGCCAGAGACAACCUAGUAAAAAAGUUUGUCCAUUAAAGGGAUAGUUCACUUUAAAAUAAAAAUUCUGUCAUCAUUUACUCACCCUCAUGUUGUUGUAAACCUGUAUGAAUUUCUUUUUUUCUGAUGAACACAAAAGAAGAUAUUUUGAGAAAUGAUGGUAAACACACAGCAGAUAGUGACCAUAGACUUACUUCUAUAGUAGGAAUAAAAAAAUAUGAUGUAAUUUAAUGGGUACCGUCAACUGUGUGUUUAAUGAAGUUCUAAACGUAGGUUCGGGAGGAGCCUAAAACAUUCAGUCCUGUCAAUCAUCCGGAUAGCCUAUUUAAGCGAGUUAAUCUCCACGCCUUACAUUGACGAUUCAUCCGGCAUCCCUCCUCCUCCCCAAUUCUCCUCCUUUAUGUUGCCUAUUUCUCUCUCUGCUCAAUGUUAAAAAGGGGGGAUUUCUGAACUUGGGGCUCGAGCCGAGUCUCGGGUUCGAGCUCCCUCUGAGGACAGCAAGCCAAAUUUUACUUUACCAUCAUACAAUAGACUGAAUGCGCAGGCGAACUAGUGAACCAUCAUUUAUCAAAAUAUCUUCUUUUUUGUUC
Molecule: messenger RNA, 3502 nt
Organism: Misgurnus anguillicaudatus (oriental weatherfish)
Lineage: Eukaryota; Metazoa; Chordata; Actinopteri; Cypriniformes; Cobitidae
Gene: zdhhc8a
Product: zDHHC palmitoyltransferase 8a
Biological process (GO): protein palmitoylation
Molecular function (GO): palmitoyltransferase activity
Source: RefSeq, a predicted model, not a curated record